Messenger RNA from Trifolium pratense (red clover), 1233 nucleotides. RefSeq names its product protein FAR-RED IMPAIRED RESPONSE 1-like. The coding region runs from base 1 to 1233 and encodes 410 amino acids. Gene Ontology annotation, molecular function: zinc ion binding. The transcript has a single exon. Gene Ontology annotation, biological process: regulation of DNA-templated transcription. NCBI's taxonomy places the organism in Eukaryota, Viridiplantae, Streptophyta, Magnoliopsida, Fabales, Fabaceae. The record is from RefSeq and is a predicted model, not a curated record.
AUGAUGAAAACCUGUUUUGAUGGAAGGCCAACUGCAGACUUUAAGUGGCUUGUUCAAACUUACAGGAAUCGUAUGCAUUGGUCUUCAGCUUGGGUCAAAUCUCAUUUUACUGCUGGUUUGAAAACAACUCAAUUAAGUGAGUCCUUCAAUGCCUUUCUCCGUCGUUUUCUGCAGCCUGAUCAUUCACUUGUUAUAUUCUUCAAUCAUUUUAAUAUUAUGGUCCAGAGAAUGAGGGAUAAUCAUACUGAGUUAGACUUUAAGGCUGCAAACACUAGAGCAAAAAACAAUUAUCCCAACAGUCAACUGAUGCGGUCAGUUGUAAACAAAUACACCCCAACUUGCUUUGCAUUCAUUCAUAGGCAGUAUGAUUUUUCUUUCAAAUACUUUUAUGAAGAGGUCACACCCCAAGUUUCUGCAUUUGAUAAGGUUUUCAAAGUUUUUACAAUUGUACAUGUUGAUGAACCUGAGGAAGUAGAUGGUGUUAAUUAUGAUGAUGCUUGUAAUGAUGGGCCUUCAAACCGUGAUGUUUUGGAUGAAGAAGUUGCUGAAAACCUUUCCCCAAACUUUGAAAAGCAUGAUCGACUUGAUGAACGGCUUGUGACAAUUGAUAUUAGGGCCAAACGUAUUAGCUGCACAUGCCGUAUGUUUGAGAACAGGGGUUUCUUGUGUCGACAUGUUUUCAAAAUAUUGGAGUUUUUCGGUGGUUCUGUGCAAUAUCAUGGUUUGAAGACAAUACCUGCAGAAUAUGUGUUAAAGCGUUGGUGUAGAGAUGUGCGUCAGUCUGUUAAAUCUACUAUCAAUGUUGCCACUGAAGGCGCGACUCAAGCACAACGAUAUCAACAAAUUUGUGCUGUUACAGUUAAGCUUUGUACACGUGUUUGUGCAGAUCCUGAGGCUUCUCAAAUUUUUCUUAAUGGUGUUCUUGAAGCUGGGAGAAAGGCAGAGGAGUUGCUUACUUCGAAAGGUAUUCAUACAGUUCAAUCUUCCGUGACGCCAUCUAAGUCAUCUUCCGUUACGCCAUCUAAGUCUUGCAAUACAGCAGCUGUCAGUGAAGCAUCUGAUGCUCAAAAGUCGACUGGUCCAAAGUUCAAAAAAAGACCAAAUCCAAUUAGAUCAAAGAAACGACUUAAAAGUGAUUAUGAAUUGGCUAGAGAAUACCAGAAAUUCCUUAUACACCGGAAGAGAAAACAGAGAGGGGCUGAGGAUUUAAAGGGGAAAGAGGCUGCUGAUUGA